AUGAUUGCUGAUCUUUCAAUACUAACAUUAUCACUAUUACUGCUAAUCAAUUACCCACAGUAUACUUAUCUUUAUCCAGUUCAAGAAAAUAUUCUAAUUGACUUACGACAAAAUCAAAGUUUUCCUUCUCCCAUAUCUAUUAACACCAGUAUUUGGAUGCAACAACUCCUUCCCAAUAUAUCUCAUCUUCAUUUAUUUAAUCUUACUCUACCAGGCACACAUGAUAGUGCAUCGUUUACUCUCACAUCAGCUCUGUCACCUGAUCCUACUGGAAAUCCAGUACUGGAUGCUCUUGUAAAACUAGCAGAGAAAUUAGGAAUACCAUUACAGGAGGUUAUUACACCAUGGGCAUUGGCACAAAGUAGAAAUUUAUAUGAACAAGCAGAGGAUGGUAUGCGCUAUUUUGAUAUUCGUGCUGCCUACAAUGGUACAGAGUGGUGCUCGUAUCAUUUUGAGCUCGGUCUACCUAUUAACACUCAUCUCAAUGCAUUGAAUUCCUUCUUGUUGUUACAUCCCAAUGAAAUCAUUGUGAUUGAAGUAUCACAUCUUGCUAGUGCGAAUUUAACACAGAAAAAUUUGAAUGAAUUAAGAGAUAUGAUCAUCAACAUAUUCAAUCCAAUGUUAUAUUCGCGUAUCAAUAACUUCAAUACCACAACCAUUGGUGAUAUGAUUUCAACUAAUCAACGAGUGAUAGUCACGUUAAGUGAUGAUGCUACUAUAGAAAAUUACACUCAACUCUGGUAUGGAUCCAGUAUGAUCAAUUCAUAUGCCAACACAGAUUCACUCGAUCAAAUGAUUUCAUAUAAUUGGCAGCAAGUUCUACAGUUCAAUUCUCUUCCUUCGUUACCAACCGAUGCUCUGUAUAAGUUAAGCUGGACAUUGACACCGCAAGUAUCGACUAUCUUCGACUCGAUAUUACCCGAUAAACCAAAGUCAUUAAGGAAUUUAGCUGAUAUUGGUAAUAGUGGCUUAAACAGUUUUGCAAGUGCCGUGUUACAGAAAAAAUGGAGACUAUGCCAGCUGUUAUUAAUCGAUUUUCAAGAGAGAAGUGAAAUCAUGCAAUGGAUAUUUGCGUCUAUUAACCAGUAA
This is a messenger RNA of Rotaria socialis, 1089 nucleotides long. Lineage: Eukaryota; Metazoa; Rotifera; Eurotatoria; Philodinida; Philodinidae. The record is from the annotation of a GenBank genome assembly.